This is a messenger RNA of Equus caballus (horse), 6217 nucleotides long. The record is from RefSeq and is a predicted model, not a curated record. NCBI's taxonomy places the organism in Eukaryota, Metazoa, Chordata, Mammalia, Perissodactyla, Equidae.
AGGCUGGGGAGAGGAGGGGUCUGUGUGGUGAGGUCACAGGUGGGCAGGACCAAGGCCGAGCCCCGCAGGGAGCGAGGAAGCAAGCUGCUUCAUGCAGCCCCCAAAGGUCAACCCACGGUCUCCUCUCCAAGUGGCCGCCGCUGGGGGCAGGGCUCGGCCUGGGGGACCUGGGGAACUCAGCAGGUCACUGUGGUCUGCAGCUCUGAGCCAGGUCUCCUGCCCAGGCUCUGGGUCUGUGCUCUACGAAUCCCAUGGGCAAAGUGGGCACCUUUCAAGCUGCUGUGCUCUGUCCCCCUGCCUUGGCCUCAUUUAGAGGGGGGGUUUGGCAGGGCCUGUCUGUGAAAGGAUCAUCUGAGUGGAAACCUGGCUGCUGAGAAGGCCUGGGAAAGAGUGUCAGGCCAUGCAAAGGCCCUGAGGCUGGAGUAAGUUUGAUUACAGAAUGGCUUGAGCUGAGUCAGGAGGGGACUGGGUGGCAGGCUGGGCCAGUGGACAGGGCCACCAUGUGGUGGUGGGCUGAAGCAGAUAGAGAUGGUGCCAUUGGCCAGGUUGCCUCGGUGGAAUCCCAACCUUGAGCAGCGGAGCACUGAGGGCCCCCCCACACCUCUCCCUCCUCAGAGUUGGCGGGGGAAGGGUGUCUUGUCAUGGCAGGUUUGUCAGAGAGGGCCCUAGGCCUGAGGGUGCACAGCAAGGCUGCUGGGGUUCUGGAUGCUUCCAGGGAGUAAACCCCCAUGAAUGGUGCUCUGAGCAGGGGUCUGGGGGAGGCGUCAGAAUGGAAGAGAGGGGCCCAGCACCCACUGUGCCCCCAGCACCCACUCUGCCCAACACCAUUGUGUGCCCAGCACCUCUGUGUCCUCAGAUCCCACUGUGCCCCCAGUACCCACUGUGUCCCCAGCACCACCAUGCCCCUAGCACCCACCAUGCCCCCAGCAUCCACUGUGCACCCAGCACCACUGUGCCCCCAGUACCCACUGUGAUCCCAGUACCACUGACCAGCACCACUGUGCCCCCCACUCCCACAGUGCUUAGCACCACUAUGCCCCCAGCACCCACCAUGCCCAGCACCACCAUUUCCCCAGCACACACUGUGCUCAGCACCACUGUGCCCCCAGCUCCCACUGUGCCCCCAGCACCCACUGUGCCCCCAGCACGCACUGUGUGCCAAGCUGAGUAUCCACUCAGUUUCCACUCUCCCUUCCUCUGCACAGAAGGGAAAACGGGGGACCAGACAGCAUGCAGUUUGGGGCGCACAGUGAGACAGCUGCAGUGCCAGGCCAAUCCCCAGGCCAAAGUGAAGAGUCAGCCACCAGCCUUCCCUCAGCCCCGUGCGGGCGCCGAGCUGACUCAUGGGGAAGCGGCGGGGCCCCGUCCCUGCGGUGGCUUGGAAAUUGCAGAAGAGGUUCUGCGGUAGCUGUGCUGCGCCCCCAGUCAUGCAUUCCGGGGCUGGCUGAAGGGACUACUGCGGCUGCAGCCAGGGAUAGUGUCCCCAUCCCGGGCCACAAAUAGGAACAGCAAGCUGCACACAGAUCUAAGCAGGACCCCAAGCCAGGUCUCUGUGGCCCAUGAUGGCCCCUGGGUGUCUGGCUAGGGCUCUGCGGGGGACCAGAGAUACCCAGAGACAGCCAGGGCUUGGGAUGGGGUGGGGGGCAGACCUGGACGGAGAUGGGGACAGUGAGGUCAUCUAGACUGUGAUGGGGGAAGCCCAAGGCUGAGGGAGUCCAGGGGCGGGAAGGCUUCCUGGAGGCAGUGCCUAAGCGGGUCCAGGAUAGGUGGGGGAGGGAACACUCCUGGGCACUGCCUGGAGUUAGGGCAGGCUGACUCUGGCACUACCCACCUCCCCCCGGCUCUACUCCCACGAGGGUCCCCACUCCAGGCUUAUCCCGGGAGGGGCCAGGCUGAAGUGCUGGGAGCAGUGGAGGUCUGCGUCCUGGGAUCAUUGUAACACACCGGUGGUGUGCACGCCCUCCUCUCUGUGCCUGGCCUGUUGCCAUGAGGCCAGCACUGCACCCUCCAGGCCUGGGCCCUCGAAAAGUCUCAGCACUGGAAGCCGCUCUGGUUAUGAAUAAUUCACAAAUAGGCAGCAGCCAGCCCCUCGGCCAGGAGGGGACUGGAAGCUGGGGCCGGGAGUCGAGCAGGGCUUGCUGAGUCAUCCUGGAAGACUUCUUGGAGGAAGCUUCUAAGCUAAGACUCACGGAUGCUGGCAGGCCCAGGGCCAGCAUGGCUGAGGCCAGAGGGAACAGCUGGGCCCUCUGGCCUGGGUUGGGUGAGCUGGGCAGCAGAUAUGGUGGACUUGUGGGCCCAGCACGGGAGGCAGCCAGGGUUAAUCAUUUCCAGGCGGCCUUGACCCCACCUGCCCUGGCUGCUCUGCUCCCGCCUCCUGCUGCCCCUCACGCCAGCUCAGGAGGAGCCAUGGGGCGCCGGGCCUGGGUCCCCAGCCCCUGCCCUCUGCCCGGGCUCUCCCUGCUCCUGCUGCUGCUGCUGCUGCCGCUGGCGCCUCAUGGGGCCCGGCCCCGGGCUGGCAGGAACUAUACGGAACCCCCAAAACCUAAAGCCACAGUGACUCCUGGGACCCCCGUGAUCCCCGUGACCUCCGUGACACCUGCGACCCCAGCCACGAGAGCUUCAGAGGCAGAGGGACCCGGUGGUGAGGGACUCGCCCCUCCACCCAGGGCGGCCCCCUCCAGCAGCAGCCCUGGGGGCCCAGUGCUCACCGAGGACGGGCAGCCCUGCAGCUUCCCCUUCCGCUAUGGCGGCCGCAUGCUCCACUCCUGCACUUCGGAGGGAAGCGCCCACAGGAAAUGGUGUGCCACGACUCACAACUAUGACCGAGACAGGGCCUGGGGCUACUGUAUGCAGGUCCCUGCGCCCCAGGAGGGCCCAGCUGGCCCAGAUCCCUGUGCCUCCGGGCCCUGCCUCAACGGGGGCUUGUGCUCCAACACGCAGGCCCCCGAGUCCUACCACUGCGCCUGCCCCGUGGCCUUCACGGGCAAGGACUGUGGCACCGAGAAAUGCUUCGAUGAGACACGCUACGAGCACCUGGAGGAGGGUGACCGCUGGGCCCGCGUGCACCAGGGCAGGGUGGAGUGGUGCCAAUGCGCGGGGGGCCACGUCCAGUGCGAGGGCACCCGCCACACAGCUUGCCUGAGCAACCCGUGCCUGAACGGUGGCACCUGCCACCUGAUUGUGGCCACUGGGACCUCCGUGUGCGCCUGCCCCCCGGACCACGCUGGGCGGCUCUGCAACAUCGGUGAGUUGUUUGGCCCCCUGGGGGCUGGGGGUCAGCGUGGAUGCAGCCCGGGGCCAGGCUCACUGCACACCAUGCUGCCCACAGUGCCCACCCAGCGCUGCUUUAAGGGGGAUGGCACCGAGUACCGAGGCGUGUCCAGCACGGCGGCCUCGGGCCUCAGCUGCCUGGCCUGGAACUCCGACCUGCUCUACCAGGAGCUGCAUGUGGACUCGGUGGGCGCCGCGGCCCUGCUCGGCCUGGGCCCCCAUGCCUACUGCCGGAACCCGGACAAGGACGAGAGGCCCUGGUGCUACGUGGUGAAGGACAGCGCGCUCUCCUGGGAGUACUGCCGCCUGGCCGCCUGCGGUGCGCGCAGCUUGCUCCCCUCCCACCGAGGAUCCCUCACCAGAAUGCAGGCCCCACCCCCCGAGGUCCUGCUGACCCUGCGUGAGCCCGCCCCAGCUGGACGCCAGAACUGCGGCAAGCGGCACAAGAAGAGGAGCUUCCUAAGGCCACGCAUCAUCGGUGGCUCGUCCUCGCUGCCUGGCUCCCACCCCUGGCUGGCCGCCAUCUACAUCGGGAACAACUUCUGUGCAGGGAGCCUUGUCCACACCUGCUGGGUGGUGUCUGCGGCCCACUGCUUCUCCAACAGCCCCUCCAGGGAAAGCGUCUCAGUGGUCCUGGGUCAACACUUCUUCAACCGCACGACGGAUGUCACACAGACGUUUGGCAUCGAGAAGUACAUCCCGUAUCCCCUGUACUCGGUAUUCAACCCCAGUGACCACGAUCUCGUGCUGAUCCGGCUGAAGAAGAAGGGCGACCGCUGUGCCGUCCGCUCCCAGUUUGUCCAGCCCGUCUGCCUGCCGGAGCCCGGCAGCGCCUUCCCCGCGGGGCACAAGUGCCAGAUUGCGGGCUGGGGCCACCAGGAUGAGAACCUGAGCGGCUACUCCAGCUCCCUGCGGGAGGCACUGGUGCCCCUGGUCGCCGACCACAAGUGCAGCAGCCCGGAGGUGUACGGGGCCGACAUCAGCCCCAACAUGCUGUGUGCCGGCUACUUCGACUGCAAGUCCGAUGCUUGCCAGGGGGACUCAGGCGGGCCCCUGGCCUGCGAGAAGAACGGUGUGGCCUACCUAUACGGCAUCAUCAGCUGGGGCGAUGGCUGCGGGCGCCUCAAUAAGCCAGGUGUCUACACCCGAGUGACCAAUUAUGUGGACUGGAUCAACGACCGGAUUCGGCCCCCUAAGCGGGCUGAGAAUCGCUCCUGAGACCCCCCCGGGGGGCAUCCUGCCUCCACUCUGUUCCCUGCCUCAUGGGCAAUAAAGACGUUCCCAGGAACCGGCCUGUCCUGCUGCCCGCGCAGCCCUCUCUCCCGGGCCACCAGCAGCCCACACUUGUGGGUGCCGUGGCCUCGGGGCUGGGGCACCCGGAGCCAGCACCCCAGCUGCCCUGCCUCAGUGGAGAAGGGAGCCUGCGACCCCAUGGGGAGGGUCUGGCCCUGUGGCCCAGGGAGUUGCGACAGGGGGUCCAGUCCAGGCCCUCUCCAGAGCCUGCACCCCUCUCAGUCCCCCAGGCCUGCCCCUGGGCAAGUGGGGCUCAGGUCUGGGUGCCCCGGGUUGUCCCAGGGCAGGCCUUGGAAACCGAGUCCAGGCCCCAAGGGCAGGGCCCAAGCCAAGUAAUGUGCAGGGUAUUAAAACUUAAAACCAAACCCAGGCUCCCUCACCCGACCCUGGGAAUGAGGCCCUCCACCCAGAGCAGCCCAGAAGGGCAGGGGUCCUUCUCUGCACAGGCCCCACCCGCCAUUCUUGCUCCUUGACACCCAGAGCCGCCUUCUCUCCUGUCAUCUCCAUGGCCCGCACCCUGGACCAGGUCUUACCGCCUGUCUCCAGGUGACAGGCCAAGGCUUUCUCCAUAUCACUGCCUCCCACACCUGUCUUGGAGCCUCCCCUAAUCUCAGUGGUCUGAUGCCCUCCCUCCAGCCCCUCUUCUGCCCCACCCCACCCCCUAGUCUGUGCUCUGGCCCCGCCAGCCUCCCCUCUCUUCCCGAAACUGACCAGCGGCCCUUGCUCAUGCUGGUCCCACCCCCACCGAGAAUGUUCUCUCUGCUUCUCCCUUCACUCGUCCUUCAGAGCUUGGGCCACACCCAGCUGCAGAGGAGGCCGGGAGGGCAGGGAGCAGGAUCGUCACGACUCCGUCAGACCAUCAUGAGGGGUGCGCACUGUCCCACACAAAGCCAGGCUUCUGACAGCAGAGCGAAGGGACAGAGGGACUCGGGGGGCAACCAGCAGGGGUGCAAAUGCUGUAGGUGGGACUCAGAGCCCUCAGCUGGCUGGAGCUUGCUGCUGAAGCCCCCACUGUGUCGAUCAUAGGCCAGGGCAGUAACUGGGGGACAGAGGCUGCUGCCAUUGCCUGGGAGCACGGCGAGGGGAGCAGCUCCUCAUGAAGGUGGGGCCUCUGACAGCCUCUUCUGAGCCUCCGAGAACUGUAUCGCUUCAGUUCCACCACAGCCUCGCCCGAUGUGAGUUCCCCCUGACCCUUCUGCCCUCUGAGUGUUGACUGUGGCUGCCAGAGAGGUGAGUGACAUUGACAGACUGUCUAACCUCAAGCCAACCUUGCAUUCCUGGAGUGAACCCUGCUGAGUCAGUGUGAGCUGGUGUCUUCCAUUUACCCUCCCGAUUUAACCCCUGCCUUCUCCACCUUGGGCUCUGCCCCAGGAGGCUGGUCACGAUGGACUGCACAGGUGGGGUUCUGUGCCCUUUGGGUCUUUGUGGGCCACUGGGGAGGUCACCAGCAGGAGGUCAGAGGAGGGAGGAGAGUGAGAUUGGGAUAUUGAUUUCCCUGGCUCCCUCCUUUUGGGGUUCUCUUGGGGUCACCUCAGUGUUAUAGGUUGAACUGUGUCCUCCUAAAAUUCCUAUGUUGGAGUCUUAACCCCUAGGACCUCAGAAUGUGACCUUAUUUGGAGACAGGGUCUUUACAGAGGGGAUCAAGUUAAGAUGA